This is a messenger RNA of Dentiscutata heterogama, 240 nucleotides long. The record is from the annotation of a GenBank genome assembly. NCBI's taxonomy places the organism in Eukaryota, Fungi, Glomeromycota, Glomeromycetes, Diversisporales, Gigasporaceae.
AUGAUAGAAAGCCAAAGUUUUGGAAUUCAUCAGAUAAAGAAAUGGCAUACACCUUCUUAUCUUCUUGCUUGUUUAAAUGCACCUAGUGAUUUAAGCCAAAAACUUCAGGGUAAAACUAAUGAUAUUGGUGAUGCUUCAGAAAAUCUAAUUUUAAGCAAAUAUCUUAAAUCUAAUUAUAAUGAAGAACGGCUUGAAAAUGAGAUUUCUAAAUACCUUCUAAAAUCUCUAACAGACAAAUGA